GGUGGGUACGGCUUGCUGAAGCGAUCCGCGACGGUUUGCGUCCUUCAAAUGCGAUACUUCUCGUCGUGAGGAGCAUGGUUCCGCUGAAACACAAAUACACACACAAAGGUGAUUAAAUUCGACAUUUCUUCCUCUCUGCCAUGUCGAGCACCCGCUCCCUCCACGUGUACGAGGGCGAACCGUACUGGAGCGUGUGCUUGCGCGAGUACGUGAUUCCCACCUUCGUCUUCGUGCUCCUCGUGUACUAUCUCGUCUUCUGCGUGUUGUUGCCCAUGCGCCGGAUCAACCGCCCAACGCGGCAGCCCAUCGAGGAGGUGUUGGCAGCGACAGCGGACAGCUCUGUAACGGACAGCGGCAGCAACGCGGAGGAGGCAUCACCGACGGAGGGAAAGAAAGACAAGUAA
This is a messenger RNA of Leptomonas pyrrhocoris, 404 nucleotides long. RefSeq lists its product as hypothetical. Bases 141 to 404 code for a protein of 87 amino acids. The record is from RefSeq and is a predicted model, not a curated record. The transcript has a single exon. Lineage: Eukaryota; Euglenozoa; Kinetoplastea; Trypanosomatida; Trypanosomatidae.